Messenger RNA from Ilex paraguariensis (yerba mate), 1350 nucleotides. The record is from the annotation of a GenBank genome assembly. NCBI's taxonomy places the organism in Eukaryota, Viridiplantae, Streptophyta, Magnoliopsida, Aquifoliales, Aquifoliaceae.
CUACAUCUUCUGUCUUCACUUCUGUUCCACAUCUCUCUCUCUCUCUGACACACACACACACACCCACCCACAAAGUUCAAUCUGCACUUAGUACAGUUAACCCUAAAAGAAGGAUCGUAAUAGGAAUAGUUGCAAGACAAGAUGGUAAGAGCACCUUGUUGUGACAAAAAUGGCCAGAAAAAAGGGCCCUGGACCCCAGAAGAGGAUCAGAAGCUGCUUGAUUACAUUCAGAAAAAUGGGUAUGGAAAUUGGAGGACACUUCCCAAGAAUGCUGGGCUCCAAAGGUGUGGAAAGAGUUGCCGUCUUCGUUGGACUAACUAUCUCAGGCCCGACAUCAAGAGAGGUAGAUUUUCUUUUGAAGAGGAGGAGACAAUCAUUCAACUUCACAGUAUAGUGGGGAACAAGUGGUCUGCCAUUGCUGCUCGCUUGCCGGGAAGAACCGACAAUGAAAUCAAGAACUAUUGGAACACCCACAUUAGGAAAAGGCUUCUGAGAAUGGGAAUUGAUCCUGUGACUCACAGUCCUCGCCUUGAUCUGCUUGAUCUUUCCUCUAUUUUAAACACAUCUCUCUACAAUUCAUCUCAAAUGAACAUUUCAAGGUUGUUGGGUGUCCAAUUCCAACCCCAAGUUAACCCAGAACUGCUAAGACUAGCCUCCUCUCUCUUCUCAUCCGACCGUGAAAAUUCAAACCUUUUUCCACAAAAUGUUCAACAAAAUCAGAUCUGUAACCCUGAUCUAGUCCAAAGCCAAUUGCCACCAUUAGUCCAACAUGGUCAUCUUCAAAACUCGGACCAAGAAAUCCUACCUUGUACAGCGUCGAACACUGCUUAUGUUUCAUUUUCUGAUGAAACGCAAUUCAUGCAACCCAAUGUAGAGCAAUUCUCUUCAAGUUUUACCAACUUUAAUCCCCAAAGUUACCAACUAAAUGAGUGGGAAAGCAGUGGAAUUUCAUCUUUUGUGACAGAAAAUGAAGAUUAUGGAGCUGUACAACAAGACUACAGUUUCUACACUUCUGAUCAAUCCACUGUUGAUCAUCUUCCAUCUGAGAACUCGACUUUUCAAUCCAACAACAGCAACAAUUUCAGCUUCCAAUCUGUUUUGUCUACUCCUUCAUCAAGUCCGGCACCAUUGAAUUCGAACUCGACGUGUAUCAACAGUUGCAGCAAUAAUGAAGAUGAGAGAGAAAGCUAUUGCAGCAACAUGAUGAAGUUUGAAAUUCCAAGUGUCUUUGAUGUUAAUGAAUUCUUGUAAAUUAUCAAAAACCCAACUGAUCGAUCAGAGGUUUUUAAAUUUGUUGUUUAUUGUACUGUUGUUAUGAUUUUGUUUCCAAUUCCUAAGGUUUACUACAUA